GGGAAAAAGGUGGUUGUCCAAAUUUGAUGCUGAGAGAGUCUCCUCGAGUCUGACGGGACACCCCUUUCCGCCCGACCCCCUUGCCCAGGCCGUGCCUUGAGCUUUCGUCCGCUCCCUGUCGCCCUCCUCCCGCCUUCUUUUCCCUCUGUUGGGGUUAGAUAUGGCCGCCGCCACGGCAUUUUCCUGCGCCACUGGAGCGUCGUUGGCCUGUGGUGGUGGGCCCACCACCACCACCAGCGCCAGCGCCAGCGCGGCUCCCGCCACCACGAAACGACAUACUUUCAACGCCGCCAUUUUUGGCUGUCACUCCCGCCAAUUUUUCAGUGGAGGGGUCUCUAAAAAUUCAAAUCUUGCCCACUUGAGCAGCGGCGGGCCCUGUAGUGGCACCAGCCUAUUUUCUGGGACAACUGGGCCCUCACCCCUUUCGUUGAGGAGGGUCCUUGUGAGUUUCUACAGCCGGGCAGGAGCCCCACCGCGGCGGAAUCUGUCUAUAGUCCAGCCAAUUGCUGCCGCGAAGGUCUUAACACAGGACGACCUGAAGAAGGCAGCAGCGGAGAAGGCUGUGGAGUAUGUCGAAAGCGGGAUGGUCUUGGGCCUUGGAACUGGUUCCACUGCAGCUUUUGCUGUCGCAAGGAUAGGAGAGCUUCUGCAAAAUGGGACUCUGAAGAAUAUUGUGGGAAUACCCACCUCAAAGAGAACGCAGGAGCAGGCUGCCUCUCUUGGCAUUCCACUCUCUGGCCUCGACGACCAUCCAGUCAUCGAUCUGGCAAUCGAUGGAGCCGACGAAGUUGAUCCCGACCUUAAUCUGGUCAAAGGACGUGGUGGGGCUCUUCUUCGUGAGAAGAUGGUAGAGAUGGCCUCAAAGAAAUUUGUCGUUAUCGUCGAUGACACAAAAAUGGUUGAUGGGCUCGGAGGUAGUGGAUUGGCAAUGCCGGUAGAAGUCGUACAAUUCUGCUGGAGGUAUAAUUCCUACAGACUCCAGAACCUUGCUGAGAUUGCAGGCUGUGAGGCUCGUCUGAGGAUGGACGGUGACAAGCCGUAUGUUACUGACAACUCUAACUACAUCAUCGAUCUCUACUUCUCGACUCCCAUCAAGGACGCUCAAGCUGCCGCCAACGCAAUCUCUUCUUUGGAGGGGGUUGUUGAUCACGGGCUGUUUCUCGACAUGGCAACUGCCGUUAUCAUCGCUGGGAAGGAAGGAAUCGAACUCAAGGAGCGUUGAUUGAUUGAUUGAUUGAUUGAUUGAUUGAUUGAUUGAUUGAUUGGACUUGAACUUGUGUCUAUCAUUGUGUGUGUGUGUGUGUGUGUGUGUGUGUGUGUAUGUGUGUGUGUGUGUGUGUGUGUGUGUGUG
Molecule: messenger RNA, 1351 nt
Organism: Chara braunii
Lineage: Eukaryota; Viridiplantae; Streptophyta; Charophyceae; Charales; Characeae
Source: the annotation of a GenBank genome assembly